CUUAAUUUUCUAGACACUACUUUUGAACCUUCCUCUCUCUCCAUCUCUCUCCUUCAGUGUCUGAGAAUUUUGAGUUUCCUAUAUAUAUAAACACCAUUCUCUAUGUUUGAUAUGUGUCUGUCUUCUUAUCUCUCCCUGCCUUAAUUUAAUUUGCUUUCUGGAAAAAGAAAUGGGUGUUCUUGAUUAUCUGUUCUCCAACUUUUGCACUUCACCCAGCACAAAAACUAAAUACAAAGCAAUGCAGUGUCUGUUUCCAUACACGAAGUUAAAAUUACAGUGAAGUGUGGACAACUACAAAAGCUAAGGAAAAUUGUUUCUACUCUUACUGUAGUUUCUGCUCACUGUGUACGCAAACAUGCACUCAAGAGACAGUUGAGAUCAAAGUGAAAAUGGACUGCGAUGGAUGUGAACGAAGAGUCAGAAAUGCAGUGGCUACAAUGAAAGGAGUAAAAUCUGUGGAGAUAAAUAGAAAGCAAAGCAAGGUAACAGUGAUUGGUGAUGUUGAUCCAAACAAGGUGUUGAAGAGGGUUAAAAGUACAGGCAAGAAAAGAGUUGAAUUUUGGCCUUAUAUUCCACAGCAUGUAGUGUCUUAUCCUCAUGCUCCUGGAGUGUACGAUAAAAGGGCACCGGCAGGUUAUGUUAAAGACGUGCAAACAUUCCCAGCAUCCAGUGAGACAGAAGAGAAACUCAUGUCCUAUUUCAGUGAAGACAAUGUAAAUGGAUGCUCCAUCAUGUAACCAAUCUUACAAGAACUUAUUUUGUAGUGUGCGUUUCGAUUUCUGUUAUCAAACGUUAUAAUCAUUUGUAACAGAAAUUAAUCAUGUCUCAUGAGUGAAUGGAAAAAAAUAGUGAAGACAAUGACAAUCCAAAUACAUUAAUUAGUUGUUCAAGUUGCAGCUUUUUCUUUGCA
Lotus japonicus is the source of this 910-nucleotide messenger RNA. Its product is annotated as heavy metal-associated isoprenylated plant protein 21-like. NCBI's taxonomy places the organism in Eukaryota, Viridiplantae, Streptophyta, Magnoliopsida, Fabales, Fabaceae. Gene Ontology annotation, molecular function: metal ion binding. The transcript is spliced from 4 exons. Bases 390 to 737 code for a protein of 115 amino acids. The record is from RefSeq and is a predicted model, not a curated record.